UGCAAAUAAGGCAAAGGAAGAGGAGAGAGAAUAUAUCGAUUUACGGCAAGAAAAGCAAAAGGACUAUACACGGGGAGGCCCUCUCACGCAACGUGUGCAAUUAUAUAAAAAUGAGUAUAUCUAGUAAAAUGUCAAUACAUAUGUAGUUAUUUUUCACUAGCAAAUCGUUGAAUCAUUGAAAUUGGAACCGGCAAGGGAGACACGCCAAAGGAGAGAGAGAAGAUGCUGUGAUACGCCUACUGGCAGUGAUAGAGCGAGAGGGAGGGAGGGAGGGGGUGAUACGGUAAAGAUGGUUGUUUUGCAAGGGGUGCAUCUUUCUUCAAAACAAAUCGCUACAAUGUAGCUGUUGGACGUAACAUAUAUUUUCACUUUACAAAGAAACUUCAAAAUGAUCCGAUUUUGACAGACGUGGAUAGAUACAGGCUAACCACAGUGUAUGGCAGCACUUGUGCGGCUAACUCGGGAAGAAAACAUGCUGCUCCACUUGUGAUAACCGGCCUGAGAGUGAAUACCAUUUACAUCAGUCUGCAUUGAACUAUAAGGACGUUUUAUGUUGCAAUACAUUGUUUGGAUGAAUGGAUGUAGCAGGUUGAAUAUAGACAAGAAAUGGUGCAGUCAACACGAACGUUGAUAAAUAUCUAUAAAUGAUUGUUGCUGUCAAACUGAAAUAGCUAUUAGUACUUGUUAUGCUAUGUGGAUUGACCAAUGUAUCAUAAACGAAGCUAGUUAAAACCUGAAAACUGACAUAUAGGCCAACCAUGUAAUCAAUCUUGUCAUACUUGUUAUCAUGAUAGGUGUCGCUAUUUUGAGUUUAGGCUAGUGCAUAACAUGAUAUUUGUGUCGGCAAUCCAUUUACUCAGCUGUUGAUUGUUCAGUUUCAAUAUAAAACGGUCUAUAUUCACUAAGAAGUAAAACCUCACAAAUCAGUGGAGGUAGUAGGUUUUGUCUGGGAAGGUGAAAUAUAUCCCACAAUUCUUAAUUCAGGAUUUAUCCUGCCUUUAACUCAGACUGGAGUUAUAGGUCUACAUCUCAAAGUAGCAUAUCAAUCUUUUCCUAACCAUUACUUGCCAUUGUUAUACAGACUUCCUUUUUUAUUUGGGGACAAUAAUUCGUGAAAUUCACCAAGAUAUAGAGCUAGUUAUCAACAUUGGUCACUAUAAGUUGUAGUCAAUAGUUAGAGCAGUAUGAGUAAGGAACUGUCACUAAGUCAGACAGCUCAAUAUGUUGGGCCAUAUCGAAUGGAAAAAACACUGGGAAAGGGCCAGACAGGCUUGGUGAAGCUUGGAGUUCACUGCAUUACAGGACAGAAGGUGGCCAUCAAAAUAGUCAACAGGGAGAAGCUGUCAGAGUCUGUUCUGAUGAAGGUGGAGAGGGAGAUUGCCAUCCUGAAGCUGAUUGAGCAUCCGCAUGUGUUGAAGCUGCAUGACGUUUACGAGAAUAACAAAUACCUGUACCUGGUGUUAGAGCAUGUGUCAGGUGGGGAGUUAUUUGACUAUCUGGUGAAGAAAGGUAGGCUGACACCUAAAGAGGCCAGGAAAUUCUUCCGACAAAUCAUAUCGGCCCUGGACUUCUGUCACAGUCAUUCUAUCUGUCACAGAGACCUGAAGCCGGAGAACCUGCUCCUGGAUGAGAAGAACAACAUCCGCAUCGCAGACUUCGGCAUGGCCUCCCUACAGGUGGGGGACAGCCUGCUGGAGACCAGCUGUGGAUCCCCACACUAUGCCUGUCCAGAAGUGAUCCGGGGAGAAAAGUAUGAUGGUCGCAGGGCAGAUGUGUGGAGCUGUGGAGUCAUCCUUUUUGCUCUGCUGGUGGGCGCCCUACCAUUUGACCAUGACAACCUACGUCAGCUCCUUGAGAAGGUGAAGAGCGGGGUGUUUCACAUGCCUCACUUCAUCCCACCAGACUGCCAGGCACUGCUCAAAGGCAUGAUCGAGGUUGACCCCGACAAGAGACUUAAGCUAGAGGCCGUCCAGAAGCACUCCUGGUAUCAGUCGGGUCGUAACGAGCCAUGUCCCGAGCAGCCCCCUCCCAGGCAUGUGUGUAUGGGGCGCAUCCUGUGUUUGACCGAGCUGGACCCGGACGUGCUGGACAGCAUGCACUCUCUGGGCUGCUUUAGAGACAGCGGGAAACUCACGUGCAACCUGCAGUGUGAAGAAGACAACCAGGAGAAGAUGAUCUACUAUCUCCUGUUGGACAGGAAGGAGCGUUACCCCAGUUACGAGGAUGAAGAUCUGCCGCCCCGAAAUGACGUAGCGGACCCCCCUCGUAAGCGUGUGGACUCUCCCAUGCUGACACGUCACAGCCGCUGCCACCCGGAGAGGAAGAGCCUGGAGGUGUUCAGUGUGACCGAGCAGGGGUCUCCCACCCCACCACGCAGGGCCCUGGGCACGGCCGCAAACAGCCAGAGGUCUCGCUCAGUCAGUGGGGCGUCCACCGGCCUUUCCUCCAGCCCUCUCAGCAGUCCCAGGGUUACUCCCCAGGGCUCUCCGCUGCCAACCCCCAUGGGCACCCCCGUCCACCACCCCUCCUCCAACCCUCCCUCAAACUCCUCCUCCUCGUCCUCCUCCUUGCGGGUGGAGGGAGGCGUAGGGGUGGGCUCCCUGUCCCUGACUCCUCCCUCCAGCCCCGGAGGGGGCGGCAUGGCAGCGAGCAGCUCCGCCCACUGGAGGACCCGCCUCAACUCGUUCAAGAACAACCUGCUGGGCUCGCCCCGCUUCCACCGCCGCAAGAUGCAGGUGCCCACAUCAGAGGAUAUGUCCAGGCUGACCCCUGAGUCCAGUCCUGAGCUGGCUAAGAAGUCGUGGUUUGGGAACUUCGUCAGCCUGGAGAAGGAGGAGCAGAUCUUUGUGGUGAUCAGAGACAAGCCGCUGAGCUCUGUGAAAGCAGACAUCGUCCACGCCUUCCUCUCUAUCCCCUCCCUCAGCCACAGCGUCAUCUGCCAGACCAGCUUCAGGGCCGAGUACAAGACUUCCUGUGGCCCCUCCGUCUUCCAGAAGCCUGUUAAGUUCCAGGUGGACAUUGCCUUCUCCGAGGGAGAGAGAGAGCCGGAUAGGGAGAAAACCGAGAGGGAUGUCAAGAGAGAGACAGGCAUCUACAGUGUGACAUUCACCCUCAUAUCAGGUCCUAGUCGCAGGUUCAAACGAGUGGUGGAGACCAUUCAGGCCCAGCUUCACAGCUCCCAUGAUCAGCCCGUGGGGGUCUCUGACCCCUUCCCAGACGAGAAGAACAAUCGGCCCCACGGGACCCCCACUCGCCAGAACUCCCGCCGCUCCGAGGGCGGAGGUGAUCGGUGUGAGUGGGGCGAGAGAGGCGACGGAGGAGGCAUCGGAGGCAGUGGGGGGGUCCUACAACGCAGAGGCUCUGGGAAGGAGAGGACCCAGCUACUGUCCUCCAACGGAACACAGUCCCAACCUUGAGAGAGGCAGUGGGGGGGUCCUACAACGCAGAGGCUCUGGGAAGGAGAGGACCCAGCUACUGUCCUCCAACGGAACACACUCCCAACCCUGAGAGAGUCAGUGGGGGGGGGGGGGGGGGGGGGGGUCCUACAACGCAGAGGCUCUGGAAUGGAGAGGACCCAGCUACUGUCCUCCAACGGAACACAGUCCCAACCCUGAGAGAGGCAGUGGGGGGGUCCUACAACGCAGAGGCUCUGGAAAGGAGAGGACCCAGCUACUGUCCUCCAACGGAACACAGUCCCAACCCUGAGAGAGGCAGUGGGGGGGUCCUACAACGCAGAGGCUCUGGUAAGGAGAGGACCCAGCUACUGCCCUCCAACGGAACACACUCCCAACCCUGAGAGAGGCAGGGGGGGGUCCUACAACGCAGAGGCUCUGGGAAGGAGAGGACCCAGCUACUGUCCUCCAACGGAACACAGUCCCAACCCUGAGAGAGGCAGUGGGGGGGUCCUACAACGCAGAGGCUCUGGAAAGGAGAGGACCCAGCUACUGUCCUCCAACGGAACACAGUCCCAACCCUGAGAGAGGCAGUGGGGGGGUCCUACAACGCAGAGGCUCUGGUAAGGAGAGGACCCAGCUACUGUCCUCCAACGGAACACAGUCCCAACCCUGAGAGAGGCAGUGGGGGGGUCCUACAACGCAGAGGCUCUGGGAAGGAGAGGACCCAGCUACUGUCCUCCAACGGAACACACUCCCAACCUUGAGAGAGGCAGUGAGGGGGUCCUACAACGCAGAGGCUCUGGGAAGGAGAGGACCCAGCUACUGUCCUCCAACGGAACACACUCCCAACCCUGAGAGAGAGAGAGAGACCAGUCGGGUAGCAGGUGUCCAAACGCCAUUGGGGGAAAAAAGCAGACAAAUUGUCAAACAAAACCUCACACCCUCACAAACCAUGAUAUAUCUCCCCUUCUGCCCCCAUAAGAUGUGUCAACAAGUUGCUUUAAGCCUGAACACAAGCUGUCAUUUUUUCUGUGUUGAAAUUUACAUUCAUUCACUGAAUCAAGCAGGGAUCCAAUCCAGACCAGUAAUAAAACUUUUUUUUAAAUGUCAAAAGGGAUUCAUGGAUGAGCUAGACACAUCAAAGGUCAAACUAGGAACUUUGCAGAAGCUCUAGUUUGCAUGGCAGUUAGCAAGUCAUUGUGCAAAAAUAUGUUUAAAAGUGGCAAUAUGUAACUUUUAGCACGACCUGACCAAAUUCACAUAGAAAUGGAUCUAUCAUUCUACUUGGAAGCAAGUCUAAGAAGCAGUAGAUCUGUUCUGUGUGCAAUUUCUAUGCUUCCUGUUCUUAAGUUUAGUUUUUUGUUUUUGUGUAUUUUACUUUAGUUUUCUUUACUGUACACCAGCUUCAAGCAGCUGUUUAGAUGGUAACAUUAUUCUCUACACGAUACUAACUUAUUUUGUCACAAACUGAAAUUUGGCAAACUGUUAGUGUUUUAGCAACCAGGAAAUGGCAGAGUGAUAUCUGCAUAGUGCAACUUCAAUAUAGAUGAUAAGAUCUGCUAGCGUACCAUGGAUGGUCCUGGAAAUCGAACCCACUAUCCUGGCGUUACAAACGCCAUACUAUACCAACUGAGCUACAAAGGACCAAACCAAUAACUCAAGCCAAAAGAUAAGAACGCCUUGAAUAAUCUUGUGAUGGUUCUCAAAAAAUACAGAACUCCCCCCUCCCCUGUACCUUUACCGCUCAGCAGCAAAGGAAACCUGAUGAAUACCUUGAUGUGCCCAACAUUGAACAUACAUUUACUCAAAAGACAAUGAAAGACGAUGGAGACAUGUAGAACCCUCUUGCUUAUUAUCACAGACCACCCAUUCCAAAAGAUAGAACCUGCUGCCAAUUCAGUGAAUGAGUUUGACAACACCUGAAGAUCCUGCUUUAAAAGUGAGAAAUUAUGUCCUCGAAAAAAAUGUAUGUAAACUUUGUCUUCUGUUGUCAAGAAAUACAAAUUAAGCUAAGUUGAAUGUGAAGAUAUUUUUUUAUUUAGGUUUAGUUAAGAUGAUUUAUAUAUUGAUUUCAGGGAUGUCGACACUCAGCGAAGAUAUAGGAGAGAAGAAUGGGAAGAAUUGACAUCUUGGACAUACAGUAUCUGCUCCAGCAUCUGAAUGUGGAACCCAAGCCGAUGGGAAUUUAAAAGGUCAGAACGAAGUUGCCAUUGAUGGACAUACAGUAUCUGCUCCAGCAUCUGAAUGUGGAACCCAAGCCGAUGGGAAUUUAAAAGGUCAGAACGAAGUUGCCAUUGAUGGACAUACAGUAUCUGCUCCAGCAUCUGAAUGUGGAACCCAAGCCGAUGGGAAUUUAAAAGGUCAGAACGAAGUUGCCAUUGAUGGACAUACAGUAUCUGCUCCAGCAUCUGAAUGUGGAACCCAAGCCGAUGGGAAUUUAAAAGGUCAGAACGAAGUUGCCAUUGAUGGACAUACAGUAUCUGCUCCAGCAUCUGAAUGUGGAACCCAAGCCGAUGGGAAUUUAAAAGGUCAGAACGAAGUUGCCAUUGAUGGACAUACAGUAUCUGCUCCAGCAUCUGAAUGUGGAACCCAAGCCGAUGGGAAUUUAAAAGGUCAGAACGAAGUUGCCAUUGAUGGACAUACAGUAUCUGCUCCAGCAUCUGAAUGUGGAACCCAAGCCGAUGGGAAUUUAAAAGGUCAGAACGAAGUUGCCAUUGAUGUGCUUUGGGAAUAUUUUUGUAUUUUCUUUUUUCUCAGAGUCAAAUACAAUGUAACCAAGAUUUAUUCGAUGGAAACCUUUUGCUCUGAAGAAAAGUACUUUUGAUUUGAUGAGAAAUAUGAAAAUAUAUUUUAAAAGACAUGUGCAACCAGUUACAUGGAUUGGACCACUGUUUGUCCGUGACUCAAUAAAAAGUGCAUUCCUGACCUAUGGAUCGGACAGACUCCAUUUGCUCUCUGUCAGUCAUCACCACUUCUAGCAAUCACAUUGUGCAGAUCACUUGAUACCGCUGUACAAGUCGGUGUCACUGUCGGUAUUUACCCUAUGAUUGUUCACUGUCAUCUUCAUCACCACGAUCAUCAUAUUCAUCAUCCUUAAUCUAGCUAAGAUUGUAAACUAUUCUCCAUUCCUAAGGGUCAGUAGAAUAAGGUGUUUUAAAAAUGAAAUGUCUAUCAUAAUUUCAAUAUCAAAGUGCACUAUGAUAACUAUUGCCUGUGAUAAAAAAAAGUAACAAUUAUGGUUGAAUUGAUGGUCAAAAUAGAGACAUCCACCUUGUUAUGAUUAUAAUAAUAAACUCUCAAAUGGUG
Oncorhynchus kisutch (coho salmon) is the source of this 6701-nucleotide messenger RNA. Its product is annotated as serine/threonine-protein kinase BRSK2-like. The record is from RefSeq and is a predicted model, not a curated record. The transcript has 19 exons. NCBI's taxonomy places the organism in Eukaryota, Metazoa, Chordata, Actinopteri, Salmoniformes, Salmonidae. Bases 1185 to 3416 code for a protein of 743 amino acids. Gene Ontology annotation, molecular function: protein serine/threonine kinase activity; ATP binding. Gene Ontology annotation, cellular component: cytoplasm. Gene Ontology annotation, biological process: intracellular signal transduction; protein phosphorylation.